GCGACCCCCCCUCCUCGGCAUCGCUCUGUGUGGCUCCGCGUGCCUCGCUCGCCGACUUCAUCGUAGCGGCGGCGACGGCGAAGAUGCAACCGGUGGCUGGCGUAGAUCCGCGGCGCACCCCGCCGCCCCAGCCCUGGGCCGCUGUGCGGUACCCGGCGCCAGCGAUGGUGAUGCAGCACCCGAUGAUGGCGCCGCCACCGUAUGGGCACCCCUUCGUGGCCUACCACCAGACCCCCACGCCUCCUCCCCCGCCGCCGCCGUUGAAAUCGAUCCGCCUCCAUCAGGCCGUGGACGCCGCUGCGGAGGACGAGAAGCGGACGAUCUGGGUAGGGGAUCUCCACUACUGGAUGGACGAGAACUACCUCCACAGUUGCUUCGGCCACAGUGGUGAGGUUGUCUCUAUAAAGGUGAUUCGCAAUAAGCAGACAGGACAAUCAGAGGGUUAUGGGUUUGUUGAGUUUCAUUCACAUGCGACAGCUGAAAACAUACUUCAGAGCUUCGGCAGCCAUUUAAUGCCAAACACUAAUCAUCCAUAUCGGUUAAAUUGGGCAUCAUUUAGUAUGGGUGAUAAACACUCGGAUCUUGCUUCUGAUCACUCCAUUUUUGUAGGUGAUUUAGCUUCUGAUGUUACUGAUACGAUUUUGCAAGAAACAUUUGUUACUAAAUACUCAUCAGUAAAAGGAGCAAAAGUGGUUGUGGAUGCACAUACUGGCCGUUCAAAAGGUUAUGGGUUUGUAAGAUUUGGGGAUGAAAAUGAGAAGAAACUUGCCAUCACUGAGAUGAAUGGUGUUUAUUGUUCCACGAGGCCUAUGCGGGUUGGCCUUGCUACACCUAAAAGGUUUUCUGGUGGUUUUGGGCCAAAUGGUGCAUCUGCAGCAGGCUCCCAAACAGACAUGGAUUCAGCUAAUACAACAGUAUUUGUUGGAGGGCUUGAUCCAGAUGUCAAUGAAGAUGAUCUUAAGGAAGCUUUUUCUCGCUAUGGUGAGGUUGCCUCCGUUAAAAUUCCUGUCGGAAAGCAAUGUGGUUUUGUGCUUUUUGUUCACAGAAAUAAUGCUGAAGAAGCAAUGCAACAGUUAAAUGGUACAAUCAUUGGCAAGCAAACAGUGCGCCUGUCUUGGGGUCGCAACCCUGCAAAAAAGCAGUCAAGAGCUGAACGUGGCAAGCGGUGGAAUGGUGCUUACUAUGGAGGGCAGGUGUAUGAUGGAUACAGUUUACCUCCUCACUACCCAGGUAUGUACGUAUUACCACCGUAUGGCGCUUACGCUUUCUACGGAAGCCAACAACAAGUGAACUGAGAUACAAAUUAUUGCCAGACUCAAAAGGGAUAAACUCCCAGCAUUAUAGUAGUGGUCAAUGUAGGUCGUGAACUAGUCGAAAACCCAGAUGUGUGAUGCGUGUAAACUUAAAGAACUUAAGUUUGAACUCAAGGUUUUAAGUCUUAAGAUUUUCUGACUAAAUUUUGACAUAUACUUGUGUGAAAAAUGCAUGUCAAUCAAAUUUAGUAUGUGCUGUGAUUGUUUAA
Molecule: messenger RNA, 1522 nt
Organism: Musa acuminata subsp. malaccensis (wild Malaysian banana)
Lineage: Eukaryota; Viridiplantae; Streptophyta; Magnoliopsida; Zingiberales; Musaceae
Product: polyadenylate-binding protein RBP47
Cellular component (GO): cytosol
Molecular function (GO): mRNA binding
Source: RefSeq, a predicted model, not a curated record